Molecule: messenger RNA, 2176 nt
Organism: Talpa occidentalis (Iberian mole)
Lineage: Eukaryota; Metazoa; Chordata; Mammalia; Eulipotyphla; Talpidae
Gene: IL18R1
Product: interleukin 18 receptor 1
Exons: 12
Coding region: 220-1815 (531 amino acids)
Biological process (GO): positive regulation of type II interferon production; interleukin-18-mediated signaling pathway
Molecular function (GO): interleukin-18 receptor activity; interleukin-1 receptor activity; interleukin-18 binding
Source: RefSeq, a predicted model, not a curated record
GACCUGAAGGGUGCACUGGAGGAGCACGGGUGUGUCACCUCCAGGCCUUUCGUGCACUGGGCCUCCACUCACCUCCCCAGCGCUCCGGACCAGGGCACCGCCCCGCUGAUCUUGAAAAAUUAAAAAGAGCCAGCAGUGCCCUUUGAAAGUCCGUGUCAACUUUAACCAGAGGAAGUAACACUUAUUUUUUUCUACCUGAGAUACCACUGACACUAAGCCAUGCUUGGCAGAACGCUGCUCAUGGUGCUUCUGGCCCUCACAUUUUGCAGUACCUGGGAAAGUUGUACUUGGCGUAACUUCAUUACUGCACUUGAAGGGGAACCUUUCUAUCUGAAAUAUUGCCCAUUUUCUUCGCACACGAAUGAAACAACCACCAUAAAAUGGUACAAAAGUAAUUUUCCUGAAGACAUUGCGCUAAGUUCAAACAGUUCACCCAGAAUUGUUCCACGUGGUUAUGUUUUGGAGUUUUGGCCAGUUGAGUUGGAUGACAAUGGAAAUUAUAGUGUCCACACAGGAUAUAGUAAGUAUAAAUGGCAAUUAAAGGUAAUUGGAAGGAACAAAAGCAGCUGUUUUACUGAAAAAAUUGUAAAGAGCAAAGCUGUGGAAGUUAAUAAACGUUUGGAAGUAAACUGUGAACCUGGUUAUUAUAAAAACCUAGCCUACCGAACAGUAGUAUAUAAGGACUGCAUGAAGAUAAAAGACAGUGAAGAUUCACACAUAAAGAAGAAUGCAAACUUUACAGAUCAGGGAUAUUACACCUGCGUUUUUUCUGUUGAUCACAAUGGAAAACUAUUUAAUGUCUCCAAAACCUUUAAUAUCACAAUAAUUGGAGGUCACAGUCUUAUAAGUCCAGCUCUUCAUGGACCAAAUCCUGAGUAUGUUAAGGUGGAAUUAGGACAAGAAGUGAGGCUCAACUGCUCUGCUUCUUUGAAUAAAGGUGACUUAAUUCAUUGGGACGUUCAGGAUAACAAUACACGUGAAGAACAAGCAUCAAAAAUUCAGGAUAAAGAAGGGAAAUGGCAGGCUUCAAAAAUAUUAAUAAUUGAGAAUAUCAAUGACAAAAAUCUAAAUGUCUCAUAUAAUUGCACUGUUCUCAGUACGGAAGGCAUAGAUACCAAAAUGUUCAUCUUGUUGAAAAAAGAACUGGUGGACAUCCCAGGCCACGUCUUCACUGGAGGGAUGAUCGCAGCUGUUUUGGCCUCUGUGGCAGUUGUGUGCCUAGUGAUUGUGGGUGUCAUUUAUAGAGUUGACUUGGUGCUAUUUUGCAGACAUUUCAUGAGAAAAGAUGAAACAUUAACAGAUGGAAAAACCUAUGAUGCUUUUGUAUCUUACCUAAAAGAAUGUCAACCUGAAAACGGAGAGGAACACACCUUUGCGGUGGAGAUUUUGCCCAGGGUGUUGGAGAAACAUUUUGGGUAUAAGUUAUGUAUUUUUGAAAGGGAUGUACUGCCUGGAAGAGCUGUUGUUGACGAAGUCCACUCACUAAUAGAGAAAAGCCGUAGGCUAAUCAUUGUCCUCAGUAAAAGUUAUAUGUCUAAUAAAGUACGGUAUGAACUUGAAAGUGGACUCCAUGAAGCACUAGUGGAAAGGAAAAUAAAAAUUAUCUUAAUUAAAUUUGCAUCUGUCAGUGAUUUCACAUUCUUGCCUGAAUCACUAAAGCUUUUGAAAUCUCACAGAGUUCUGAAAUGGAAAGCUGAUCAAUCUCUGUCUUAUAACUCAAGGUUCUGGAAAAAUCUCCUUUAUCUGAUGCCCGCAAAAGAGGUCAAGGCAUGUAAAGAUGAAUCAGAAUUCUUGCCUGUUCUUUCACAGUCCUGAUCUUCAGAAACACUGAGUAUAAGAACGAAAUCUUGAUACAACGGGACUAAGUACAUCAGCCUGUUUGUACAAAGGACAUUAUUUCAAAUAUUUAAUGCUAUGAAAAUCCUGCUCACAGUUUGAUGAUGGAACUUGUCAUUCAGUUGUCAAUGAUAAGACUAAAUAUUAAGCUGUGAUAAUUUGCUUCCAGAAGAUUCUGAAAUUCCAAAGAAACCAAACUCCUGUUUUUCCUUCUUCUAUAACUGGAUGUCUGGGCUCAUACCCAGAGACACUCAGCAACAGUGAGGCUGGGUAUGAUACAAAAACUUCAUAUCUUACAAAAAGGGCACAUUUUUGUAAAUAGUGUUUUUUAAUGCUAAUA